AUGUAUACUCAAACUGUUCUCGUUGCAUUUCUUGCAGCUAUUGCCGAAGCUCGUUUCGGUCAAGAACAAGGUAAUGGGGCCAUUGCUGCCAUUGGUGCUUUGAGCGAUCUCGGAACCUCAGGCCAAGCCGCAACUCUUUCUGGCGGAUCCAUUCAAUUUCUCUUGGCUGCUGCCAAUCCAUGCGGUAAACUUACCCAAGCGGAUCAAAUCGUCGCUGAACUCGGAACCAGCGACCGCGCCAUUGCUGCCGCCCGUGGCCUCGUUGCCGCGGAGCAAAACUUCAACCCUUUCGUCGUUAGCAUCCCCUCCAUCUGUUCGGAUCCCACCCUUCCAACUACUGCUGCACUCCGAGGCGUGGUUCCUCUUAUCGACCCUGCUGUAGGCGGAGAAGCCAUUGAAAACGCCAACUCAAACACGUCCAUUGUUACCCCGUUCGCCGCAGAUGGAUUGAGCGUUGCUCAAGUCAUGGCUGCUCAAGGGUUCUCCAACUUCACCGCCGUCGCUCUCGAUGGGACUAAGGCAGCAGCUGCUGUCGCUUCUGGUGCGUCGAGUGCAGCUUCAGUCGCUUCUGGUGUGUCGAGUGCGGCUUCAGUCGCUUCAAGUGUAAGCGUAGCCGCCAGCUCUGCCAUUGCUUGCGGGGCUACGACGAUGGUGACUGUCACCCGUACUGCUACUGCUGCCGCUUCUGUUGCUACCACAUCAGCAGUAGCAAGCGCUGCCGCCUCAUCAUCGAGCUCCACGGCUGCCGCUGGAGCUGGAGCUGUCACAAAUGCGGUUACUGGAAACUUUGCUGGAUUCCAGGCUUCUACUAUCGCCGGUCUCGACUUUGGAACUUGCACUCCAACUAUGAAAUUCGAAGCCGGUCUCAAUGGUCGUCAAACCACCGAAUCAACUUUCCAAGCCAUCGAUCCAGUUGUCAACAAGGGACAGGAAGAAGCUCUCAACCCAGCCAUUAUCACCAACAGAAUCCACGACCAAUUGACCAACGUCUGUGGUGCCAAUCAAGCUGCCAAAGAUGCUGCAGCCGCUGCUCAGACCCAGAUCGUAGCAUUGGGUACUCGCGAUGCUACAACUGCGGAUGCUUGGAACACGGCAUUGGGAUUUGCUGGGACCAACACAAACCCUGACAACGCCCCACAGACUGGCUUGGUUGGUCACACAUAG
Lachnellula hyalina is the source of this 1164-nucleotide messenger RNA. RefSeq lists its product as uncharacterized. The transcript has 5 exons. Bases 1 to 1164 code for a protein of 387 amino acids. Lineage: Eukaryota; Fungi; Ascomycota; Leotiomycetes; Helotiales; Lachnaceae. The record is from RefSeq and is a predicted model, not a curated record.